This is a messenger RNA of Cooperia oncophora, 189 nucleotides long. NCBI's taxonomy places the organism in Eukaryota, Metazoa, Nematoda, Chromadorea, Rhabditida, Trichostrongylidae. The record is from the annotation of a GenBank genome assembly.
AUGCAUACAAACGUGUGGUUAACACUAAAAUGGCACGAUUUUCAAAUGCGUUGGAAUCCAGUGAAAUACGGUGAAAUCAGACAAAUUCGAGUGCAGCCGGACAAAGUGUGGCUGCCUGACAUCGUUCUGUUCAACAAGUACGUGGUGGUAAAUGACCAACGCACUGCAAGCAACCACGAGUUUUACUAG